AUGGAUUCAUUAAUAGGUAUAAAAGGUCCAGACUUUGUUAUUAUUGCUGCAGAUUCCACAUCAAUUAGUGGUAUUUCUCGUAUUAAGCAUGAUGAGGAUAAAAUCCUUUCAAUAGAUGGGAAUAAACUAAUUGCUACUGCUGGUGAUAUUGGAGAUAGAAAUCAAUUUGGUGAAUUUAUUAAAUGUAAUAUUAAUUUAUAUUCCCUUCGAAAUAAUGUUAAUUUGGGUACUUCUGCUACUGCUUCAUUUACACGUCUUGAAUUAGCAGAAUUACUUAGAUCUAAUCCACAUAAUGUUCGCAUGUUAAUUGGAGGUUAUAAUGAUAGGGAAGGACCACUAUUAUAUUGGAUAGAUGAAAUAGCAUCUAUGGCAUCUGUAAAUAAAGCUGCACAUGGUUAUGGUGGAUUACUUGUUACUGGUAUCCUUGAUCGAUUUUAUAAAUCUAAUUUAACUCAGGAUGAAGCACUUAAUAUUCUUAUUAAAUGUACAGCAGAAUUAAAAAGUAGAUUUUUAAUUUCACAAUAUGAUCUAUUUGUAAAAAUUGUAGAUAAAAAUGGAAUGAAAAUUCUAAAAAUUGAAAAUGGAGUAUUAGUUCCAUUAUCUUAA
Molecule: messenger RNA, 606 nt
Organism: Cryptosporidium muris RN66
Lineage: Eukaryota; Apicomplexa; Conoidasida; Eucoccidiorida; Cryptosporidiidae
Product: proteasome subunit beta type 2, putative
Exons: 3
Coding region: 1-606 (201 amino acids)
Biological process (GO): proteasomal protein catabolic process
Cellular component (GO): proteasome core complex, beta-subunit complex; proteasome core complex; nucleus
Molecular function (GO): peptidase activity
Source: RefSeq, a predicted model, not a curated record